ACUCGGCGGUGUUUCAGUAUCAGGGGACAGUUUGUGUGAAUGUUUAGGUUGUGUGUUUUCUCCUCAGUGGGUGUCCAUAACUAAACUGUGAAAGCGGAGAGCGCCACAUGGAGGCGGUGCUGAAAAACCUGUCGAGCACGGUGGAGCUGCUGGCCGUGGCGGCGCACAGCUCUGCGGUGAAGCAGUGGGACAGACACACCGUGUCCAGGGCCUUUGGCUGGGCCCGAUACUGCGAGCACGUCUUCUCCAGGUUCCACAGCAACUCCGCCAUAAGGAGGGUCAUGGAGCAGCAGCUGCAGCUCACAAAUCAAAGUUUACAAGAUGUCAUCCCUGGGUACAGUAAAGUCUGCUUCCCGGAUCUUCCCCGGCUCCAGCACCUGUUGCUCCUCGGACUGUUGAACAAUCCUGAACUGCCCAUCUCCAUCAUGAAGAUGCUCUUUGGCACAAGGAAUCCUGUGGAUAACACGCAGGGCCAGUAUCAGGAUGUCACCGGCCUCUGCAGCCACAUUAUUCAAUGCAAAUCGGCUUGCAAGGUCCUGAGUCCUGUGACAGACCUGUCAGCUGCUGGUGCUGAGGUGCAGGGGGCGAUGCUGGUGGAGAGGCUGGGUGCUCUGCUGAGCCAAGGCAGCGACACCCGCCCAGCAGAGCACUUUUUAGGCUGUGUCCUCCAGGGAUGUGAAGGAGCAGGACAACAUUUCUGUCUAGUCAUCGCCGCAGCUCUGCUGACAACAAAAAACUCAGCUGCACAAACUGCUCCACAGGAAUUCCUUUUGGACUGGCUGCAGAAUAAACACAGUGUGCUGCAGGGCUUGUGUUCUGCUCUGCCAGCCACACUUCUUAUAGACCUGGCAAAAGAACAUAACAAAUUCAGAGAUGCUUACUGUGACGUACUGAAAAAGUGGGCCUCAGACAUGGAGUACAGCAUAAGUGAGGGUGAAUGGGUUCAAACCAGCACAAUCCCCACAGUGUCCUUCCAGAAACUGACUGCGCACUUUAUGGCCUUGUUCGAAGCCUGUCCUUCUCUGAGGGUGAAUACAGAAAAAGAACUAAAUGCUUUGAAGAUUUCUGAUGGAGACUUUGAUGUCAGAGGUCUGAGUGUGUGGGGAGAUCUCCUGUCAGCAUUAAACGAGUGACUGUCAGACAUGGAGUGAAAAUGGCCAAAAUGUAGCCACAUGAUUGAUUAGAUCGUGAUGAAAUGUUUGACUUGUUCUGUGUGUUAAACAUGAUAAUAUAUUUACAUACCAAACAAAAUGUGUCCAUGGCUGAGACUAAUAUAAAUGACUGGAAACUGAA
Molecule: messenger RNA, 1293 nt
Organism: Stegastes partitus (bicolor damselfish)
Lineage: Eukaryota; Metazoa; Chordata; Actinopteri; Pomacentridae
Gene: fancf
Product: FA complementation group F
Exons: 1
Coding region: 108-1133 (341 amino acids)
Biological process (GO): interstrand cross-link repair
Cellular component (GO): Fanconi anaemia nuclear complex
Source: RefSeq, a predicted model, not a curated record